Zingiber officinale is the source of this 3960-nucleotide messenger RNA. RefSeq names its product protein SPA1-RELATED 4-like. The coding region runs from base 1130 to 3595 and encodes 821 amino acids. Gene Ontology annotation, biological process: photomorphogenesis. Gene Ontology annotation, molecular function: protein binding. Lineage: Eukaryota; Viridiplantae; Streptophyta; Magnoliopsida; Zingiberales; Zingiberaceae. The record is from RefSeq and is a predicted model, not a curated record. The transcript has 7 exons.
UUCUUUUUUUCUUUUGAAUGAUUGGUGGUUUGGUACCAAAUGCUAGUAGUUGUCGCCGCCGAUAGGACAAAGAUCAGGGUGACGGACCGAAUGAGUCAUCCUUCCUCGAGCGCCAUCGAUUUUGCCGCUGGAGAAGCCCGCAAAACCUAGGCGACGCCUACAGAACAGAAGCGCCUUCUUCUUCGCCUCCCACUUGCAAAACCCUAAAAUGGCCCAGGGAAACGAAAGGGGAAAAUCGAGAGUGAAAUGAGACGAAAAGAGGGGGAAAUCCUCUUUUUAUAUAUAUCCUCACAACUAUAUAUUUUUUUAUAAUAUAAUUAUAUAUAAUGUUUUAUACUUAUUUAUUUAUAAGCUAAUAUCCAUGCACGAGUGCACGACCCGACGCUUCCGGCUUCUCCGUCGCACAACUUCUGUCUUGCGCAUUCCGUCGAACACUUCGGGCGCACAGUUGACAGCGACUGCUGCUGGCUGUUGGCCGCUGCGAACCACCCAACUCCGCAUCAGCUCAACAGCCUUGUCCUGCCUCCUUUGCGGACCAGCGAUAGGCCACGUAGCUGGCCAUCGCCAUAGGAGCCGAGCGCGUGCGGUCGGCCAGGCAGCGAACAGGAUCCCUUUGCUAAUGCUGCGGCUCCACGUAGACUCUUUGUCCGGCUUCCCAGACGCACCCUCAGUAUCGGUCCUACUGUUUACCGCAUUACUACGUUCGGUUUCGUGGUCCAGAAUGCAGCGCAGCGCCAGGCGCAGCAAUGUUUCACGGCAUGCCAAGCGGCCGCCAAGUAUUCGCGAUUAAAGGUGGGCUGAGAGAGGAGAGAGGAGAGAGGUGGAGAGAGGAGAGAGGAAUCGAGCGAAGGGUGGCGAGAAAGAGAAAGAGAAAGGGAAAGGGGAAGGAGCGGAAGCGAAGGGACCGAAUCAAAGGUGGGACUUUGCGGCUCUCUUCGCCUCCGCGGCGUCUGGUAAUCCUGAUCCGCCCUUUGCUUGGUGGUUCUCGUUUGCGAAUGCUCGCUUUGUCUUAGUCUCUGAGGUAGCGAGCGGGGAGAGGGAGCAAGGCGCCGGUUUGCCUUUUUUGCUUCGGUUUGAUUUGAUCGGAAGGGAUUUGGUGGAGGAGGUAGAGAGGCACGGGGCGAAGAAGAUGGAUGGUUCAGAGGAGACGUCGGGGCGGGCGCGGUCGUCAUCGGCGUCCCGUGCAGCAGACGGCGCCGGUUUCAGUGGCAGUAUUGAUUUUUCCCGUGGCCCAAACGGAUGCAUCUGGGGUUGGGAUCAGGAGGAGGAGGAAGAGAAGAAAAAAGAGGAUUUUGUGAGGGAGGAGGAGAAGGAGGAGCUACGCCGCUUGCUCUCCUUCGGAAUCGGUGGCAACGGCGCUGGCGGUGGCGCCGGGGAUGUCAGUCUUCGGGAAUGGCUCGACCGGCCGGGACGGGCGGUGGAGCUCCUCGAGUGCUUGCACGUGUUCCGGCAGGUUCUGGAGGCGGCACACAAGCAGGGCGUCGUCGUCGGCAACGUGCGGCCCUCUUGUUUCGUGAUAUCGCCUUUUAACCGCGUCUCGUUCAUCGAGUCUGCUUCUUGCUCCACCUCUGGCCUCGGCGGGUCGUCUUCCUCCGCUCAAGGCGAGGGCACUGAAGCGUUUCCCGAGGGCCCCUCCUCCCUGCUCAGGGACGCCGACGGCAAUGCAGAAAAGACAACCUUCCCAACGAAACCGAUCUUGCUUAUGGAAUCGAGUUGGUACACCAGCCCAGAGGAAGCCGACGGCGCUCCCGCCACAUAUGCUUCCGACGUUUUCCGAUUAGGCGUCCUCCUGUUUGAGUUGUUCUGUGCCUUCGACUCAUUGGAGGAUAAACUGACCGCCAUGGCUGACCUCCGGCAUCGCAUCCUUCCUCGGCAGCUGCUGCUCAACUGGCCAAAGGAAGCUUCUUUCUGCCUGUGGCUGUUACACCCUCAGCCGGACACCCGGCCCAAGAUGAGUGAAGUGUUGCGUAGUGAGUUCCUCAAUCGACAAAUAAAUUUUUUGGAAGAGGGAGAAUCCGUAUCAAAGAUUUCAGAAGAGAUAGAAGAUCAAGAAUUGCUUAGGGAGUUUCUUUUGCAUUUGCAGUAUCAAAAGCUAGAUGUUGCUCAUAGAUUGCAUGACGCUAUUGCUUGUAUCUCUUCUGAUAUUCAAGAGAUCCAAGAUCAGAGGUCUAUCCUCACACAGAAUUCAUUUCUAAAAUUGAACAGAGAUGGACACUCGUCGUCAUUAUUCACAAAAAUUGAUCAACCUGCAAGAAAACGUUGCAGACCAGAUUAUAAGAACAAGCUCAAUAAUUUAGGUUCUGAGGAUCCAGAAUCAGUGACAGAAUUGCAGAUUCAUCAGCAGAAUAUAGCGGUAAGGAGUUCGAGAUUGAUGAAGAACUUCAAAAAGUUGGAGGCAGCUUACUUUUCUGCAAGAUGCAGGAAAUCAAAAUCAACACACAGACCACCAAAUAAGCUCGUGCCAGUUUCGAGGAGUGGCACUGGAUCAGCUGUUUGGACCGAGCGGAGUUCGAUUGACGAUACAGUUCUUAAAGGACAUGGUGGUGGAAGGGAAGGCAAAUGGGUAGUAAGUUCAUUUCUUGAGGACUUGUGUAAAUACCUGUCUUUCAGCAAGUUGAAAGUUAGGGUGAACUUGAAGCAGGGCGAUUUGUUGAAUACCAUGAACUUAGUAUGUUCCAUGGGUUUCGAUAGGGACAAGGAGUUUUUCGCUACUGCUGGUGUGAAUAAGAAAAUCAAAGUCUUUGAAUGCGAUAUGAUUCUAAAUAAAGAUCGAGAUAUUCAUUAUCCCAUUGUCGAAAUGAUUAACAAAUCAAAACUCAGUUGUAUUUGUUGGAACAGUUAUAUCAAGAGCCAGAUAGCUUCGAGCGACUUUGAAGGUGUAGUGAAGGUAUGGGAUGUUACAAGAAGUCAAAGUUUGGCUGAAAUGAAGGAACACGAGAGACGUGUAUGGUCCGUUGAUUUUUCACUCACCGACCCAACGAAGUUCGUUAGUGGAAGCGAUGAUGGUACCGUGAAGCUGUGGAGUAUUAAUAAGGCUGGAAGCACCGGUUCUAUCAGAACCAAGGCUAAUGUUUGUUCUGUUCAGUUUCAUCCAGAUUCUGCAUACUCACUCGCAGUUGGUUCAGCUGAUCAUCGGGUCUAUUGCUAUGAUCUCCGGAACUUGAGGAUGCCUUUUUGUACAUUACCCGGUCAUACAAAAACUGUGAGCUAUGUGAGGUAUCUAGAUGCAUCACAUCUUGUCUCUGCGUCCACCGAUAAUACGUUGACGCUAUGGAAUUUGCCUACAUGUACAACGAGUGCAGCUGACAAUAUACUUCAAACCUUUUCAGGUCAUACAAACAAUCAGAACUUUGUAGGUCUAUCAGUAUACGAUGGAUAUAUUGCCACUGGCUCGGAAACAAAUGAGGUCUUUGUCUAUCAUAAAUCAUUCCCUAUGCCUAUCUUGUCUUACAAAUUUGGGAGUGCCGACCAAAUAUCAUCCCAGUCAAACAAUGACGCCACACAGUUUGUGUCUUGUGUCUGCUGGCAAGGUCAGUCAACGAUGCUGCUCGCAGCCAACUCGAGUGGCAGCAUCAAGUUCUUGGAGAUGGUCUAACUCUUAGUUCCGAGGAAGAAUGAAGACACUGCUGCUAAGCUUUUGAAGCUGUGUAGUUAAAGGGGGAGAAGGUAGAAUUGUGUUGUUUUAUACAAAGAGGGAAUUGUUUUGUAUAAAGCAUUCGAUUUGAGGUACAUGUAACAUAUUCAUAUGUUUAUAUAUGAGUUGAGGAGAGUUAAAUGUUGAUCACAAUCAACAAAGUUAUAUGUGGAUCUUAGGUUGGGAUGAGUACCAUAUGCGAGCACGACUUCUUCGCGAGUGUUGCAACUUUGAAUGGUUUUGUUGAUUGAGGUUUAAAUUGGUUACAAAGGAUCUUUUUGUUGCAUUUCCUAUGAAAGACUCUUCCAUAGAGAUUUUUACUCUUC